UCCGAUUCCUCGUCGCAGUGCGAUACGGUCGAUAGAAGCAAGCCACGUAGUGUAUAGCCACGGUGGUUGCAUUGAGAAUUGCAGUAACGAAUGCGACGACGCUACCGCAUGGUAUAUACGAGGGUCACCCCCAAGCACCACGGAUCACUUUACGUGUUUCUCCCCUCUUGUUGUCAGGCCGAGCUCGUUCAUUCCGCUCGUGGAUGCUGAAGAAGUCGCGACCACGUGAACGAAACAUUAUACAGUUAAUUUCGGAAUGUUCAUCGUGGAGUGUUCAUCAGUAUAUUAUUAUUCAGUAAAACUUCACUAUGUGUGGUGCAAAGAAUAAUUUUUGCAUGAAAAAACUGUGUAUAGUUUUACAAUUGUAUUAACUGUUUUAUACAAAGAAACGUGUUUUGCGAGUUAAUCGAAAGUUUUUGCGAUACCUUUUAAUAAUUCCGCUUUUGCAAAAGUUCAAGAUAAUUCAGUUUUUUUCCAUUGUCUGCUAUCGACCUCGGGGAUACAAUAGUCGUAUGGAAAUUUUACGCAUUUAUAUGAGUUACUAAGGCUCAUUAUACCUGGCAACUUGGAAAACAAAAAAGGCAUUUCCAGAGUGUAAAGAAUCUUUAACGAGACCGCGGACAAUCGGUCGUCGGAGAAAUCGGAAACGACCGAUUCAUCACAGUCACGUGAAUAUCUUUUAUCUGCAAGCUGGUUGACAAUUACGUUGACAAUUGAAAGAAUUUUGGGUAGAUCGAUCGUUUCAGACAAUUGCUCAGAGUGGGACCGUAACACAAUCGUAAUUACAAACUUGGGGCAAGAAGAAGGUGUAUAAACGAGUAUAAGAAAGAACCGAAUUGAAAAAAAUAAGAGGAAGAAGGUGUAUAAACAAACACGCUUGAACGAGCAUCAGUCAACUAUAAAGUCUCGAACAGAAGCGUCACCUUUACCGUGACAUUGGAUACUGCUGUGAAAGCUGUUUACGUAUCAAGCCGACGUUGAUAUCGGAAUUCACGAAUUCACGUCACGUUACGACUUUUCGAAUCGUGACACGAGGGACCACUAACCUUGAAAAGAGACACGUUCCUCUCUUACUUCUGGUUCCGGAUCGUCGAACGAUAAAUUACGAUUUGCAUCGGAAAGUUCGCGUGCAUAUCUGCUGAUUCAAAAUAAUGCCGGCUACGUCAAAAUUUUUGAGUUCAUUUUCCACGGGAUAUCGCGAAGAUACAUCUUCCUCUCAACUUGAAGGGAUUACGCGCGCGUGCGGGUUGCAGGCUGCAACUUAAAAAAAGUGGAAGUUCGAAAGACGUGGAUGUAGAAACGAAGUACUCUAUUCUGCGAAGUAUCGAUCGACCUGCAUCUUGAAGAGGAUGCUCCCUUCGGUCUCGUAGAAAUUCUCGUUGUAGUCACGUGUCGCGACGUGGAACGGCGACGAUAGACGCAGCGCGAGGAGAAAACCGAGGACGGAGAUAGUGAGUGGGCGAGCAAGGAAGAGAGACAUAUAUUUUCCGACAGGCGACACCGCGACGCCGCCAUGGAAAAUCGAUUCGUCGCCACCGACCACCACCCCGCCGCAACCACCCGUCGCAGUGCAAUGACCUCCAAACCGGGAAGAUCUUACAGCGUGAGGUCUCCGCGAAUCGGAGGUCCUCUUUCGCAAUCGCUGGCUAUGAUCCCUCCGACCAUGCACGGGCAUGAGUUUAAUCAACCCUUGUCGAGGGUGGUUAUGGUCCGUAAAACGGAUCAAAGGACAUUCAGCAAAGGGAGACGGGGCGGUGAACCUCUUUUGGAAACUGUUACCAGGGAAACCGUCGAACUCUUUAACGGCGGUCGAGCCGAAAGGAAAUAUACAUCUGAAACGAGGGACAUCGUUACACCAAAAUCUAGCAGUGUGAGUCGUUGCUCUUGUAGUAUGCCAUCGCUCAACGUGCACGGAACGAAAAAGAAGGUGGUCGGUUUUGUCGAUCAAGUGUCGUCUGACAGGUCGAGGACAGAUUCGGUAAGGUCGAAGUCUCCGUUGAUGGCAUCACCAGCAUCGCCCGGCCCAUUGUCGAAUUCCUUGCACGGUAGUUUUCACGGCAGUCUAGGAAGCGAUGGUAUGUCUUGCAGCAGCGCUAGGUCUUCCUCGGCAUCUCCUGAUUCCGCGAGAUAUUCGUCCUCACAGAUAACAAAGAUUGACACGCGUAAACCGUCUGUACGCAGAUCGGGGCCGCCAAAGGAAUUUAUAAACGUCUGCCUCGACACGCAUAAUUUCUACCGAUCCCGGCAUGGAGUACCGCCGUUACGACUCAGCAAGCAGCUGUGCAAAACAAGUCAAGACUGGGCAAAUAUAUUGGCGGCUAGAGGUAGAUUAGAACACAGGGCAAAUAUUGACUAUGGAGAGAAUCUCUAUUGCAUGUGGAGCUCCAAUCCAAAGACAAUCGUUGGUGGCGAAGAACCGGUGAAUGAAUGGUAUGCUGAAGAGGCUCAACAUCAAUACGGGAAGGAGCCUACAACAUUGAAGACUGGUCACUUCACACAAGUGAUCUGGAGGGACAGUACUGAGUUAGGGGUGGGAAUGGCUAGGAAUCGAAAUGGCGAAGUCUACGUUGUGUGUAAUUACAAUCCCGCUGGGAAUUUCUUAGGCAGUUUCACGGAGAACGUUCUUCCACCCGUGGAUGCUGCGAAACAGACUAAUUUUACCGACCUAAAGCAACACUACAUAGACGAGCAAACGUGGCAGCAGGAGGCAUUGCUGGUUCACAAUGAGUAUCGAAGGAAGCAUCGUGCACCGGAUUUAAGAUUGAAUUCAGAAUUAACAGCCGCUGCCAAGGCCUGGGCAAACACGUUGCUAAACACAAAUAAACUGAUACCUCAAUCGUCGUCUCCGUAUGGCGAAAACAUUUAUUCGAUGCAGUGUUCCGAUCCUAAACUGGUCGUUUCUGCACGUGAAGUUAUUUCAAAGUGGUAUUCCGAGAAAAAAGAACAUAAAUUUGGCAUCGAGCCAAAAGUUCUCAACACAUGCCAUUUUACGCAAAUUGUCUGGAGAAACACAACCGAAAUGGGUAUUGCUAUGGCCAAGCGAGAUGGUACAUGUGUUGUAGUGGCAUGUUACCAUCCGAGAGGUAACAUAGUAGGACAGUUCACUGAAAACGUACUGAAGCCUAUAAAGAGUAUCUGUUAGCUAGACUCAUUUCUGUCGAUAAUGUAUUUAAACCCUGUAUUUAUGUAUCAUGCAAAUGAACGAUGUUACGCAUAAUAUAUGUAAUGUACAUAUAACACUUGUGCAUAUACACGUAUAAUAAACAUUCCACAUACAAAUAUUUUUAA
Molecule: messenger RNA, 3288 nt
Organism: Wasmannia auropunctata (little fire ant)
Lineage: Eukaryota; Metazoa; Arthropoda; Insecta; Hymenoptera; Formicidae
Exons: 9
Coding region: 1514-3142 (542 amino acids)
Cellular component (GO): extracellular region
Source: RefSeq, a predicted model, not a curated record